CGCCCUGGGCCCUGUGCUCCUCCCGGAUUGCCCCGCCGCAGGCGCCCACGUCGGCCGCGACCCAGCUCGCCUAAUCUCUGCGGUCCGCUUGGGCACAGUGGGUGCGAAGCCGGGCGGACAGAUGCAGGGCGUGGUGGCCGACCCCGCCGUCGCCCCGGUUACGCGGCAGGUUAGCGGCCGCGCCGCCCCAGCCGCAGUCCCGAGCGGCCCCGAGCGCGGGCAACCCCUGGCCGCAGCGGUGGCCGAGUUGCCGGUGCUGGACGCCUCCGGAAGGCAGGUGCCGUUCGGCGCGCUGUUCCGGGAGCGUCGGGCUGUCGUAGUCUUCGUGCGGCAUUUCCUGUGUUACAUUUGCAAGGAAUACGUAGAAGAUCUGGCCAAAAUCCCCAAGAGUUUUUUACAAGAAGCAGAUGUCACCCUAAUAGUGAUUGGACAGUCAUCCUACCAUCAUAUCGAGCCGUUCUGCAAACUGACUGGGUAUUCUCAUGAAAUCUAUGUUGAUCCUGAGAGAGAAAUUUAUAAAAAAUUGGGAAUGAAAAGAGGUGAAGAAAUUGCCUCCUCAGGAAAGAGCCCCCAUAUAAAAUCAAAUAUACUCUCAGGAAGCAUUCGGAGCCUGUGGAGGGCAGUGACUGGCCCUCUUUUUGAUUUUCAAGGAGACCCUGCUCAGCAAGGUGGAACCCUCAUCUUAGGUCCAGGUAACAACAUCCAUUUUAUACACCGUGAUAGAAAUAGGUUGGAUCACAAACCCAUCAACUCUGUUUUACAGCUUGUAGGAGUUCAGCAUGUGUACUUUACAAGCAGACCUUCAGUUAUCCAUGUGUGAUGGUAUAGACUGUUGUCACUUCCAAAUGGACCCUUGGGAUAUGACCUGAAAUGUUCAGAGUAUGGUAUCCUUGUGCAUCAUCUAACUUGUUGGCUUUUCCCAGCCAUUGAGGAGUUAUGAAAACAGGAAGCAACCACAUACCAGUUAUUGCAUGCUGGGAAGCAUCAGUUGUCAAAAAUGUGACAUAUAUUUAUAAUUAUAUAGCUUUUAAAAUUUUAUGUAAAAUAAAAUUUUAUUUAUAUAAAACUUUAAAAGCUAUAAAAUUAGAAAUACCAUUCUUUAUUUACAUUAUUCUGUUGGGCUAAAUAAUUCUUUUGAAGAACAUAUAAAUGGAAAGGUAAGCAACUCACCACAAUUGUGUCCAGUGAAAAAAGCAGGAUAUCAAAUUCCGUAAAUGAUAUGAUCAUUUUUAUAUGUUUAUAUUUUUGUAUGCUUAGGAAAAAAGAUAGGAAAUAAACACACCAGAAUUUUGCCAGUAGGUACCUCUAUGUGGUAGGAUUACAGGUGUCUCUUUUCUUUUCCAUGCUUUUCUAUAUCUCCGAACUAUUCUCUAAUGAGCAUGAUUCAUUUUUAUGUCCAAGAAAAGUCCUUUAAAAAUUAUAUGAAGAAGGGGCACCUGGGUGGCUCAGUCAUUAAGCAUCUGCCUUCGGCUCAGGUCAUGAUCCCAGGGUCCUGGAAUCGAGCCCCACAGCAGGCUCUUCCGCUGGAAGCCUGCUUCUUCCUCUCCCACUCCCCCUGCUUGUGUUCCCUCUCUCACUGCCUGUCUCUAUCUCUGUCAAAUAAAUAAAUAAAAUCUUUAAAAAUUAUAUGAAGAAUAUAUUGCUACAUAGUAAGUUCCACACAGUUGCAUUUAUAUAGGCUGCUGUCCACAUGUCUCUUUCCUCAUUGCUUUACUCAGAGGAAAUACAGCAAGCCAAACCUUCUGCAUAGCCUGUGUUCAAAGCAUCUUGUACCACACACCCACUACCCAUUUCACUAAGAUUUUUGCAGGGAGGAGUAAAAGGAGAAAAAAAUGUCUUAUGUCUUUAAGAUAUGUAUUUAAAAUAUGCUUCAGUGUGCUUUUUGAAAGAAUUUUAAGAAUCGUUUAAA
Ailuropoda melanoleuca (giant panda) is the source of this 1909-nucleotide messenger RNA. It is a transcript of the gene PRXL2C, whose product is annotated as peroxiredoxin like 2C. Bases 122 to 820 code for a protein of 232 amino acids. The transcript has 6 exons. NCBI's taxonomy places the organism in Eukaryota, Metazoa, Chordata, Mammalia, Carnivora, Ursidae. The record is from RefSeq and is a predicted model, not a curated record.